AUGAGUAGGGUGCAAUCAAUGGAAAAAUCGAAUAAUAAUUCUAAAAGAUCACUGAGAUCCGAGACUAAAAACGAGCAUAGCGAAAUUGAAAAAUUCGAUUUUGAUACAGAAGAGUACGAGAUCAAUCCUAAGAGAAAGUUGAGAUUAGUCAACAGAAUAAAUCCAAACGCUGAGCAAUUGAAGAAAGUUAAGUGUUGCGUCCACAGUUCAGCCAAGGUCAUAGCUGAUCAUAUUGAGGAAGCAUGUUGUCAGCCACAUGUAUUGCAAUCAUCAUCUAUGACUACUGUCGAUAAAGAGAUCGAAGAGAAGAGGAAAACUAUUACAAAAAUGAUACUUAAUAUUGAACAAUACGAAUUAAGUGGGCGUACCAGAAAACCAAAGGAGGACCUGCUUCCUGAUAGCGCCUAUCAACCUUACCAUAAGAAAAUGUUGAAGCAAGAAAACAGAAUGAUUCAAUCAGAUAUUAUAAAUGGUGAAAAUGAAGCAGAUAGGCUUUCAUUGAUUUCUGAUAGACUGGAUAUGUUGAAUUGGGCAACAACGCUGCAGAAAGUGACUAAAAUAAAUGACUUUACCGACGAGAAUGAAAUGGAAACUAAACGCUAUCAAACCAAACAGCUGAUUGAUUCAAUGUUACAUAAAUUUGAAUCUAUGAAAAAAAAAGGACAUAAUUUAGCAAGAAGGCCAGCCUCAAGUGAUUCUUUACUAAAAAUGGUCAGUAGUAAAGAUUGGCCUAAACUAUAUUCUCGGAUCGACCGAACUUUUAUCCCAGAUUAUGCAAGCUCCUCUGACGAAGAGGAAGAAAAAAUAACCGUAGAAGAAAUAAGGGAAAGACGACUAAAGAAAAGAGAGCAGCAAUGUGGAGGCUCGAUUGUAGUAUUGCUAAGCGAUCAUAAAUCGCAAAAAGGAAUGACUCGAUUUGCAAUUGUAGCUGAGCCGCUGCGAAAGCCAUAUUUGAUUAAAACCUCGACUGAAGAGAGAAAUCUAUGGAAAAAAAAAAUGCCUUCAAACCCAAAAAAAUUCGAUAAGGAACCUCGAAUAUUAACCCAAGUUGCUAUGAAAAGAAGAAAAGAAGUUAUUCCAUUGACAAUGGAAGUAGAGCCUGAAGUUAUUCGGGGUAUACGGCACAAGGUACAAGAAUCUGUAAGUCCUAAUGCGAAAGUAAAGGAAAUAUUUAUGACGAAGGAUGUCAAAAUGAAAAAUAUGAAUGAUUCUAGUGGCAACUCUGCAUCUCUAGGGUCAGCUAUUUCAAAAACAGGAUUGUUAGACUCUAUCUCAGCUUGUAGUGCGUCUGAGACUUCACCAGGCACUUCCAAAAAUAUAGUGGGUAUGGACACUAACAUUGGCCCAAGCUUAUCAAUUGUUCCUUCGCUUGGUAAAGAGAAGUUCAUUGACGCACAUAAUGGUAUUACAAGCGAUUCGGAUAUUAACAUUUUACCUGUUCGCAAAAGGAAAAAAGUAUAA
Molecule: messenger RNA, 1461 nt
Organism: Saccharomyces mikatae IFO 1815
Lineage: Eukaryota; Fungi; Ascomycota; Saccharomycetes; Saccharomycetales; Saccharomycetaceae
Gene: SAS4
Product: Sas4p
Exons: 1
Coding region: 1-1461 (486 amino acids)
Cellular component (GO): SAS acetyltransferase complex
Molecular function (GO): histone acetyltransferase activity
Source: RefSeq, a predicted model, not a curated record